Molecule: messenger RNA, 1128 nt
Organism: Penicillium canariense
Lineage: Eukaryota; Fungi; Ascomycota; Eurotiomycetes; Eurotiales; Aspergillaceae
Exons: 4
Coding region: 1-1128 (375 amino acids)
Source: RefSeq, a predicted model, not a curated record
AUGGAGGGGGGAAAGGAGGAAGAAAAGGUAGUUGAGAAGGGGAGGAAGAAGAAGGAGAUUGGAGUCGAGAGGGAAAAAGUGGCAGAGAUUGUUGGCGAAGAGGGGGAUGUCCCCGAGUGGCCGACAGUCACGAUCGGGGAUUGGGUUGUCGAGACACUUCCAGUGGACGAAACCACACGAAGCAGGAGGGGGGGGUUCGAUCUCCGGCAGUGCGCGCGAUUCACACAGCGCGGAGCUAUCCCGAUGCUCCGGAGGAAGGAUAAGGAAAGCACGCCUGCAGAGGCCCAGAAAAGCCCGUCUGCUGGAAAUAAUCCCGAAUCCAAUCCCCGUGGAGCCCAACUUGACCCCAACAACCCGCUGCAGGGGAACGUCCACAUUGCCACGCCCCAGUGCCUUCUCCUCACCGAGGACUUCCCCGUUCUCUCCUCCGAUCUUCUCCUGCCAAUUCCAGUCGCGACUCGCCAUGCCCCGUCCAUGAUCGCCUCUCCACUCUGUACGCCUCCAACCCUAGGAUUGAAGAGCCAGAACAAGUACUUGAAGCCCCCCAGACAACAGGCGUUCCCUUCCGGCCACCCCCCACCCCCCCCCCGUACCGAGGACGUCCCCUCGAACUCGUCGAAUUCGGUCUUGGUCGAUGCCUGCUCCGUACUUCUUAUGCUUCAGCUCGAUCUCAGUCCACACAUCUCUCGGCGCGCCAGAUUGCCCUGUACGAACUCCCUCUACACACGAGAGGUGGCAAUCCUAGUCCCUGGGCUAGCCACCCCCGAUGCGAAUGCGAGGCGAGCAGGAUGCAUUGCCAGUCUCAUGCUCAUUCAUUCCCGAGAAAUCCCCACGGCGCAUCGGAGACCACGCCGCCGGUGCAUGCGGCGCUCGAUCAUUCGUGAAUUGGGGCGGGGCGUGUUGCAGGACGUGCGCCUGGGCGACUCCGGCUUUAACCCAUCCGGCACCUUCAACCUGGGUGGGAUCGAUUGGGCGUCCCACCAGCCCCACAACCACAACCGCCCUCCGCCCCAUUACCAACUCGAAACCCAACGACGCCUCCACCUUGCACCACCGGCCCUUCUGAUGACCGUUAAGAACAUGGAUCCGCUCGUGCUGCGAUCAGUGCGGGGCAACAACCGCAGUUGA